Molecule: messenger RNA, 2143 nt
Organism: Cuscuta campestris
Lineage: Eukaryota; Viridiplantae; Streptophyta; Magnoliopsida; Solanales; Convolvulaceae
Source: the annotation of a GenBank genome assembly
AAUAGUCUUCUCUGUCUCUCUCUCCCCCACCUAUCUUCUCCCUCCCCUCUCUCUCACAUCUCUUAUUAAUACUUGCAGACAGUAAUUUUAUAUUCCUCCCACAGAAGGGAGCAUUGCUCUGCUUCUGUAACCUGCUCGCCAUUGAUUACAUCGGCAGCUAGCAGCAGAGAGCUUCUGGGAUUUCCUCCCCUGCUUCCGUAAACCAUCCGUGGCGGCGGGGGCGAUGGAUCGGGUUCUGCCGACAUUUCCGGGGGGGAUGUGGGCCGUAAUGCGGGCCCCGGUGAUGGUGCCCGUCCUGAGGAUGGCGGUUGUUCUGUGUCUGGGAAUGUCUGUGAUGCUGUUCGUGGAGAGGGUGUACAUGGGAGUGGUGGUCGCUUUUGUGAGGGUGUUUGGGUGGGGAAAGGGGGAGAAACGCUACAAAUUCGAGGGGUUGAAUGACGACGACGAAGACGACGACGUGGAGCUGGGGGGCUCGGCGGCUGAUUACCCCACCGUUCUUGUUCAAAUCCCCAUGUUCAACGAGAGAGAGGUGUAUCAGCUUUCCAUCGGGGCCGCAUGUGGCCUUUCUUGGCCGUCUGAUCGCAUCAUUGUUCAAGUUCUUGACGAUUCCACCGACCCUUUCAUCAAGAAUAUGGUGGAAGUGGAAUGUCAAAGAUGGGCAAGCAAAGGAAUAAACAUAAAGUAUGAAAUAAGAGGGAACAGGAAGGGGUACAAGGCAGGGGCAUUAAAGGAAGGCUUGAAACAUCCUUAUGUGAAGCAAUGCGAUUUUGUUGCCAUCUUCGAUGCCGAUUUCCAACCCGAGCCCGAUUUCCUCUGCCGCACCAUUCCUUUCCUCCUGCACAAUCCCCAACUUGCCCUCGUCCAGGCUCGAUGGAAAUUCGUGAAUGCGGAUGAAUGCUUGAUGACAAGAAUGCAGGAAAUGUCUUUAGAUUAUCAUUUCACUGUGGAGCAACAAGUUGGCUCCUCCACCUAUGCCUUUUUCGGCUUUAAUGGGACGGCGGGUGUAUGGAGGCUGGCUGCUAUAGACGAGGCAGGCGGGUGGAAGGACCGAACCACGGUUGAGGACAUGGACUUAGCCGUUCGUGCUUCUCUCAAAGGAUGGAAGUUCUUAUACCUUGGUUCCCUCAAGGUGAAGAAUGAAUUGCCAAGCACAUUCAAGGCGUAUCGAUACCAACAACACAGGUGGUCUUGUGGCCCUGCUAAUCUUUUCAGGAAAAUGGUGAUGGAGAUUGUCAAAAAUAAGAAAGUGAACUUGUGGAAGAAAAUCCAUGUCAUCUACAGCUUCUUCUUUGUCCGAAAGAUCGUUGCACACAUUGUCACUUUUGUUUUCUACUGCGUCGUCUUGCCUGCAACCGUUCUCGUCCCCGAGGUCGAUGUUCCAAAAUGGGCAUCUGUUUAUAUUCCCACUAUCAUCACUCUCCUCAAUGCUGUUGGGACUCCAAGGUCAUUGCAUUUGCUUGUGUUCUGGAUCCUUUUUGAGAACGUUAUGUCUCUCCACCGCACAAAGGCUACCUUCAUCGGAUUGUUGGAAGCCGGGAGAGUGAACGAAUGGAUUGUAACCGAGAAGCUAGGAGACGCCGCGGCUUUCAAGCUAAAACCAGCACCAACGAAAGUGUCGAAAAAACCUCGGUUUAGGAUUGGAGAAAGGAUUCAUAUCCUAGAACUUGCAACUGGUGCCUACCUCUUCUACUGUGGGUGCUAUGAUGUUGCAUUUGGGAGGAACCAUUACUUCCUUUACCUCUUCAUCCAAUCAAUCGCCUUCUUCAUCGCUGGGUUCGGAUAUAUUGGCACAUUUGUCCCCUAACUCGUAACGGUUUGCACGUUCUGGUACACUGCAUAUGAAUCUUUUCUGGUUUUCGCGCCGUGCUGUCUUUAGCAUUCCAAGAAAUACAGCAUCUUGCACCUUCAUUCUUUUUUUUUUCUCAUUAAAUUGGGUCAGGUUUGUUAUUCAAUUCUUUCAUUGUAUAAUAGAAAAGGUCUUGUUGUUUGGUUUAGGUUGUAAGUCAUAAGAUUUGGAGUUCUGGUGCAAAUUGAUAUGUAUGUUUCCCUUGUGUAUAUUUCAACAUUCACAGCAAUACAGAAAGAUAGGAAAAGAUGUACCAUAAGAAUGCAAUAUUAUAUACAAGAAAUUGGAUUUGAUUAU